Messenger RNA from Seminavis robusta, 3760 nucleotides. Lineage: Eukaryota; Bacillariophyta; Bacillariophyceae; Naviculales; Naviculaceae. The record is from the annotation of a GenBank genome assembly.
CUGAAAACCUGAAAAGGUAGAUUGGGGCAGCUGUGCGUGAUUAUGUUUCGAGUUGAGAAUCGACAGGCUCUGUGACACGUCUCAUUGGCUACAUGAUCCAACUGGUGGGUUGAACGUUACAUCGCUUAGAAGGGGCGCUCUGUUUUUCGGCGAUUUCCACUCCAAUCAACCGAUGGCGACCUGCACGAACCGACCACCCAUGCAAGCAAGCAAUUGAAGCAAGAGAAAGAAGAAAAUAAGAAGGCAACACGGUACCCGACCUCAUCCAUCUCUCUCUCUUCUCUCGUGGGGACCUUUGCAUGGUGGCGUCGACAUCCGGUUGAGACUCCAAAUCAAUCCAAUACUUACAUACAUACUACUACUACUGUAUACAUAUACGGUUCGAGAAGCGGCGAAGGGCUCUCCACCGUACUAGUAGUGUUUCUCUGCCGGUGAUUGAUUGAUUAUUUGAUACAAUCUGAUUGAUUCGCUCACACGCACUGCUGCAUGGGGAAUUCGCCAUCCGCUUCAGAAGUAGCCUAUAAUCAACGGAACACCAGUUCAUACACCAGUACUAGCAGUGCCGAAGGCAGCAGUCAACAAUUGUCUUCUUCUCGACGACGACAACGUCAGCAACAACAACAACAACAAAAAGGUGAAUCCACAAAACCGCCGCCGCAGCAACCACCGCCACAACCGAGGUCAUCUCCGAGAAUGAGAUCGUUUCCUGGCUCUGUACUGCUCGAAUCAACCCUCUGUGGAACUAUUGAUAGUACUGACGAUCAUUCGCGAGCAGCUGGGAGAGAUCAGGAACGACUGUGGAAACGAGUCGAUCAGUUGGGCUUGUGUACAGGAGGAGGUGGUGGAAGAGAUCCAUCCUUUGACCAGCGAGAUUCACGACAACACGCAGGAGGAGGAGAUCAGUCCACAAGCUCGGGCAGUCUCCCUCAUCGACAGCACUCCUUGUCGGAGUACUCGGAUGAUAGUAUCAAGGCAGAAAACACACCCAUGAACGCAACUUCGGCGCUCUUUGCCAGAGCACUCGUAUCGGAAGUCACGGACAAUCCUAAAACCAUGACACCCGCUGCCAUGGCUGAACGAGAAAAAAAAUUACUCAGAGCACAACAAGCCGCCAAGAGAAAGGGACAAGGAAAAGAUGGACCACGGCCCGUGGGGGCUCCAGGAGGAAUUGGACAACCUAAUCUAUUGGGAAGCAUCGCACACGCCAUUACAGGGGGAGCAUCCGAGGUUCAAGCGCCUCCUACUACACCGUCGGCCACGGUAUUGCCGCCCAACUCACUACAGGAAAACAGAGCGCAGCAGCAACAAAACCAGUACGCACCCAACAGCAAUCAGAGUAGUGCCGCUGGACACACCGGACAUGCGGAUAGUAUUAUAGCAGCAGGCAAGUAUUCCGUGACUAUUGGUUUGAGCUUGAGCCGACGACACUCGACUGUAGGACAUCCCGACACGGUCACUCGUCAAACGGCAUUUGAUUUCAACGAACUGCAAGACCGUCAAUACAAGUAUGUCAGUUCCACGGACAGCAGUGGCUGGAGAGCGGGGGGAGGAGAACGAGGGGGAGAUCAGAGUCAAAUGGCAAGUGCGGCAGAAGACACGGAUGCUCUUGUGGACGAUUUUGGGAGUGCUUCACUGCAUCCUCAUGGAGUCCCAAGAAAGCAUCCCUCACCCACGGCCAACACAAGUGUCUCGUCGCAGUCCCAACAACAACAGUUCCACAAAGUUGCUGCUCCAGAUACCGUCCACAUUCCCAUUAUUCAAAUUGAUGCUGCCUCGCCUCAAGCUGUCGAUGCCAUUAUCAAUGCUCUAGCACGAGGAGAAAUCUUUAUCCCUCACAUGGCAGUCUUGCCAGAGUCACUCAGUGUCAAUGGCAUUUCUCCUCCCGACUUGGUCGUUCGAUUUGGAUGUGAACGCAAUGAUGACGUUCCACCGGAUGAAUGGCCCAACUGGUGCCUCGAGUUUAUGCACAAUCAGCUGUACGAGUAUUUUCAUAACAUGGGAGCAAGGUGGAUGAAACGACCCUUCAGCAUCACUCUUGCCAGAAAAGUACGAUGGAAGACGGUCAAACACAUGAAUCGAUACUUUGCACACGCAGAACGAGUCAUUGAUGCCUGGAGAGAAAAGGGACCGCAAUAUCUCGAUCCACAGCUCUCCUACAUUGAAGGAGGUGCCACGCCCGAAGAAGUGGCUCGUCCGCAUGGUAUCUAUUUAUUGCGAAAUGGAGUCCCCACCAAUUACUUUGCUCCGAACUUUGACCCUCCCUACACGACGAAAAUGACGAGAUCGUUGCUGCUAAAUGUUUUGGGAAAGAGUUGGGACAAGAAGAGACGAGAGUGGACCGCCGAGCCUAUUCCUCGUUUGGUGACCCCUUCCAUGCUCAUGGCCCACAUGUGCGGGUGUGCCGACCCAGGCACAGGAGGGUUUAUGGCAAACGAAGUGACUCAUGUCGGCACAUCGUUGGGGGCAAGCCACAUUUCAGAUCAGCGGCUGGUCACAUUGGAUCAACACCAGCAGCAACAUAGUAUUCAUACGUAUCAUGACGGAACCUCUGCCAUGUCCAUGACAGGACCGAUGCAAGCAACAUCCGCUGCCACAACACCUCGGUCGGCGCAUUCGUCGGUAGCAGAGGAAUACAGUCAAACCAGCAGUCUCUCUCGUGGAAGCAGACGAAGAUCGAAACGGCACAAUCAACACGCUGCACCCCACAUGCACGUCCCAACUGUCCCAUCCGAUGUCUCGAGUCCUCACGCCGGCGUUGUGCCGACUGCAAAUCACCUCAAGUCGCCCCGAUCACAAACGAGCCAGAACCAAAACGAAGAGAAAAAGUUGGACGACGAAGGAAGGCGUCAAGGAGCUCAGGAAGCACCAGGCAAAUACCUGACGUUCCGAGCAGAUGGCCAAUCGAUUCAAGAUCCACCAUCGGUUCGAGGGUCCACAAAGCAACUACAGCAAGUGAAUGGAAACUCUGGACCGAAUGCACUGCAAGGGAAUGUGUUGGCAAGCUCUCAGCGAAUGGCACAUGGUGCCGUGGAGCCAAGACAAACCAUCAAGAGCAAUAGCCGACAGAUUGAGUUGUCGUCAUCCUCAUCGUGGAAGAAGAAGAAAGGAAGGGAUCGACAGGCCCAUGAGGGCGGGCCCGAUCGAUUGCCCAACAAUGAUUCCGGGGUAUCAUUGGAUUAUUCCAUGGAUUCUCAGAACAUGCCAUCAGGAGAAGAACAUCGGUCUUCCUCUGGCUAUGCUGAUGAGAAUGAACCUGCCGUGCGUUCCACGAACGGAUCUCGCAGCUCAAGAAAAACGCCAGAGCAGCGACAGAGACAGCAGCAGCAGCAACCACAACAAGUGGUAACAGUCACUACUGACGAGGACGGUUUGUCCUUACAAGAAUCAGGAAGCAGUGAAGUGAUCCCGACGGAUGAAGAGUUGUUCAUUGUGGGUUGGGCCAAAGCUCUAGAUCCAAACAGCGGCAACUAUUACUACUUCACCCUGGAUCGUACCAAGACGGUAUGGGAGAACCCGCUCAGCGCUGAUACUUUUGUCAGUGGGGAGUCCAGCUAUUUCUCGGGAUCAGGUGCUUCGUCGUUACAUCAAUCGUACCAACGUCAAGCGUCGCGAUGAGAGCGAGGAAAUGUACAGCAGACUGAAUUGUUGUCUAUGUGAGACAUACAUGUACAUGAUUCAUUGCCAAACUAGCGCUCCUCCAAACAGGGAUGGCAGCUGCCCGCCACGUAAACAGAAAUAGUUCAAUUAUUUUCAUACAGUU